Leptopilina boulardi is the source of this 2384-nucleotide messenger RNA. Its product is annotated as BRCA1-associated RING domain protein 1-like. The transcript is spliced from 7 exons. Gene Ontology annotation, molecular function: protein binding. The record is from RefSeq and is a predicted model, not a curated record. Bases 104 to 2107 code for a protein of 667 amino acids. NCBI's taxonomy places the organism in Eukaryota, Metazoa, Arthropoda, Insecta, Hymenoptera, Figitidae.
CCAAUGAGAGAGAGAUAUCGUGGCGCAAGUGCAGUUGCGUUUGGAUACAAUUGGCAACUCUGCGUUUUUCCGGUAAAAUUUGAGGGAAAGGAAUCAUCUGUGGAUGUCAAAAAAUCACAACCAAAAGAAGAAGUUGAUAAUUAUUUUCAUCAAUAUAAUAAAAAUGUCAAAAUCAACGUCAUGGGCUCGAACUCGUCCUGCGUUGAAAGAGCUUAUGUCACUUUUAAGCUGUAUGAAGUGCAAACAAAGGCCAACAGAACCUAUAAAAUUCACAACAUGUGAUCAUAAUUUUUGUCGCAAUUGUGUAUAUAAUGAUUCGGAAUGUUUUGUUUGCGGAGUUCCUGUUAAUCCAUCGGACAUUCGUCACGAUUUUAUUAUAGCUAAUAUUAUUUCGGCCUGUGAUUCAAUUGUGGAUAUUGUGUUUAACAAUGGUAAUGCCGAAGAUUUUAUUGAUGAUCAAAUAGAAGAACCAAUAACAGAGAGAAAAAAAGUUAACAACGUGAAAGAAGUUGAAAAACAAAAAGAAAUUUCUAAAUUUCAAAAUAUUGAACGACAAAAUGAGGAUCAAGAAAUUAAUGAUUCAGAAGUUGUGAUAGAUUUUGAUGAAUUACUUUCAUCAACGAGAUUAUCUCAAGCAACAACUACUAAAUCAAAACAUAUUGUAUUAUCAGAAAUUAAAGAAACAUCGUCUUCCAGUCAAACUAUUCAUAAUACACGAUCAAAACAUACUGUAUUGUCAGAUAUUAUUAAAGAAACACCAUCUUCCGGUGAAAAUGAAAAAACUAAAUGUUCUGACGCUGAUACUGUGUUACUUAAUGAUUCAUAUGGAUUUGAAACUAUGAAAAGUAUAGAUAUUAAAGAAUCUAAAAAUAAAAGGACAACAACGUCUAAAAAAACAACGAGUAGAAAAAAAAGUAAUUCAUUGACAAAAGCUCCAAAGAUUCCAAAGAAUAUUAACAGAAAAAAUAGAAGAGGAGAAACACCUUUACAUCAGGCGUGCGUAAAGAAUGAAAUAGAAACUGUAAAAAUAUUAUUGGAAAAUGGCGCGAAUCCAAAUACAAAAGAUAACGCCGAUUGGACACCUUUACAAGAAUCUGUAAAUAAGGGUUAUUAUGAAAUAAGUAAAAUGUUGUUAGAAAACGGAGCUUGGCCUGAUACUCCUGGACUUGAUAAUAGAACAGCUCUUCAUGAAGCAGUGAUAAAUAAUCUAGAGAAAUUAGUUAAAUUAUUAUUACAAUUUAAUGCCAACCUAAAUGUUUUCGAUCAAGAAGGAAAAAAACCCAUUGAUUAUUGCAAAUCUGAUGAAAUAAAACAAUUGCUAUCCCAGGAAAAUUUAAUGAAUGACUCGCGAGAUCUCAAUUGUUCCUUAAAUUGUUCAUUUCUUUCAACAACUGAUAAAUUUAUUGUAUUCGCAUGUAAUUUACAACUAUCAACAAAAAAAUCAUUAACUACAUUGGCAUUGAAGCAUAAAUUGAAAAUUGUAACUUCAUUUCAAUCAAAUGUUACGCACGUUGUUGUUGAAAGUGGUCAAACAAUUUUUCUCAAUUACGAUCUCUUAUUAUCAGUUCUUUUUGGGAAAUGGAUAUUAAGUUGUGAAUGGAUUGACAUUGGAUUAACUCUUGAAUAUCAGGAAUUUAAAGAAAUGGAUUUAGAUGUUUUUGAAAUAAAAUUUUCUCUCAACGAUGAUGCACCGAGGCGUGCGAGAAUAAAUGCAGAAUUACAGAAACCGAAAUUGUUUAACAAUUGCUCAUUCUACUUUGCGUUGAAUUCACAUGAUGAAUAUCAAGUGGGACAAAUGGAAUUAUCAAAGGAAAACUUGGUGCAAUUAUGUCUUGAAGGAGGAGGAUGUUCUUUAUCAAGAGAGCCAAAUCCCGAAGGUAUAACCGAUCAACGAAUUCCAUUUCACGUUGGCGAUGAAAAUCAUCCUCUUCAUAAUUGUUCUCAUUAUAUUAUUUAUUCACCUGGAAAAGAUGAGCCACGCGUCAAAUAUAAUAUGCCUCACAUUAAGACAUUGCCGCUUGUUUGGUUUAUAGAAUGCAUUGAAAAAUUCACGCUCGUCGAUCCAGCGAUCUUUGGAUAUUCUUCAAGAAUUUCGAAUUUUCAUUGACGAGUUUUAAGGCGAAAUUUUGUUUUUUAUUGUUAUAAUAUAAUUAAAUGUUAUUUAAUAUUACAAUGUACGAGCUUAUAAUAAUUUAUAAAAAAAAGGAGAAAAAAUGCCAUACUUAGUAUUUAAAAGAUUAUAAAAAGUUAUUAAAAUUAUUAGUUUAAUAACAAUGCAUUUAUAAUAAUAUUUAUUCAAUCAUGCAAUGUAUUGAGGAUAUUUUGUUUCAAAUGAAAAAAAAUACAUAUUUUUUUAUACAGGAAUAAAUUGUUAUUUAAAAUUA